Molecule: messenger RNA, 3309 nt
Organism: Penicillium paradoxum
Lineage: Eukaryota; Fungi; Ascomycota; Eurotiomycetes; Eurotiales; Aspergillaceae
Product: putative DUF814 domain protein
Exons: 4
Coding region: 1-3309 (1102 amino acids)
Biological process (GO): rescue of stalled cytosolic ribosome; ribosome-associated ubiquitin-dependent protein catabolic process
Cellular component (GO): RQC complex
Molecular function (GO): ribosomal large subunit binding; tRNA binding
Source: RefSeq, a predicted model, not a curated record
AUGAAGCAAAGAUUCUCGUCCUUGGAUGUUAAGGUCAUCACGCAGGAAUUGGCGUCGGAGUGCGUCAACCUGCGGGUGUCCAACAUCUACGACCUGUCCUCGCGUAUAUUCCUUUUCAAACUUGCCAAGCCCGACCAUCGUCGUCAGCUCAUCGUUGAUUCCGGAUUUCGCACCCAUGUCACUCAAUAUUCGCGAACCGCGGCAACCACACCUUCGCCCUUUGUGACUCGUCUCCGAAAGUACUUGAAAUCUCGUCGGAUCACAGGAAUCUCUCAGAUCGGAACCGAUCGCAUCAUCGACUUCUCUUUCAGCGAUGGCGCAUACCACAUCUUCCUCGAAUUCUUCGCCGGUGGUAAUAUUAUCUUGACAGACCGCGAGUAUAACAUUCUUGCUUUCUUCCGCCAAGUUGCUGCCGGUGUGGGUCAGGAGGAGAUCAAGCUUGGACUCAAGUACACUGUUUCUAAUAAGCAAAAUUAUGAUGGUAUUCCGGAUAUCACGGCGGACCGAGUUUUGCAGACGCUGGAAAAAGCGCAAGCACUCUCUGCUCAAGAGGGAACCGCGCCCAAAAAGUCAAAGAAAAAGGGAACGGAUGUUCUACGGAAGGCAUUAUCACAAGGGUUCCCCGAAUAUCCACCCUUGCUACUCGACCACGUGUUCGCGGUCAAGGAAUUCGAUACCGCAACGCCACUGGACCAAGUCUUGGGCAACCAGGAUCUUCUACAGACAGUAAAGGAGGUGCUAGAAGAAGCGCAGCGCAUUUCCAACACUUUUGACUCCGGCGAAAGCCACCCAGGCUACAUUGUUGCGAAGGAAGACACGCGACCCAUCCCCGAAGGAGAGAGUCCCUCAAAGGCCUCGGGUUUGCUGUAUGAAGAUUUCCAUCCAUUCAGACCUCGUCAGUUUGAGGAUAAACCAGGGAUCAAGAUUUUGGAAUUUGAGCGCUUUAAUGCAACGGUCGACGAGUACUUUUCCUCCCUAGAAUCCCAGCGACUUGAGUCGCGAUUGACAGAGCGCGAGGAAGCAGCCAAGAAAAAGCUGGAAUCCGUGCGUUCGGAGCACAAAAAGCGGAUUGAUGCACUCAAAGACGCGCAAGAACUUCAUAUUCGCAAAGCCGAUGCCAUUCAAGACAAUGUUUAUCGAGUCCAGGAGGCAAUGGACGCUGUCAAUGGGCUGGUGGCCCAAGGAAUGGACUGGGGUGAGAUUGCACGCUUGAUUGAAAUGGAACAGGAUCGCGGCAAUCCAGUGGCACAAAUCAUCAAAUUGCCUCUCAAAUUAUACGAGAACACCGUCACUCUGCUUCUUGGGGAGUCAGGCGACGAUGAGGAAGACGAGGAGUUCUCUAGUAGCGAUGAAUCAGAAUCCGACUCUGAGAACGAAGAAGCGGAAGCAACAAGCCGCGCGGAACGGGAAUCCAAGCUCUUGACCAUCGACAUCGAUCUUGGUCUCAGCCCAUGGGCGAAUGCAUCACAGUACUAUGACCAGAAAAAGCAAGCAUCGGAGAAGGAACAAAGGACAACCCAGUCGUCUACGAAGGCACUUAAGAGUCAUGAGAAAAAGGUUACGUCCGACCUCAAGCGAGGCUUGAAGAAAGAAAAGCAAGUUCUGCGACAGGCUCGGGUGCCAUUCUGGUUCGAGAAGUUCAUCUUUUUCAUUUCUUCAGAGGGUUACUUGAUUAUCGGUGCACGGGAUGCUAUGCAGAGCGAGUUGCUUUACCGGCGUUAUAUGAACAAGGGCGAUAUUUUUGUCCACGCUGACCUGGAAGGCGCAACGCCAAUCGUGGUAAAGAACCGGGCUGGUAGUGCCGAUGCACCAAUAUCCGCAAGCACAUUGUCCCAAGCUGGUAACCUUUGCGUAGCGACUUCAUCUGCCUGGGAUUCUAAGGCUGUCAUGUCCGCUUGGUGGGCGCAUGCUCACCAAGUAUCGAAAAUUGCAGAGAACGGUAGUGGGAUCAUGCCCACGGGUGUUUUCCAAAUCAAGGGAGAAAAAAACUUCUUGGCCCCAUCGCAAUUGGUGCUUGGAUUUGGUAUUAUGUUCCAGAUCAGCCAGGAAAGCGUUCGGAACCACAAGCAGCGAUUCGAUACAUCUGACGUUCCACAAGCUGCUAUCAUUCCUGCGAAUCGAAUUGAAGUUUUUGAGCCAAAGGAGGCUUCCGCUGUGGCACAAGAAGCUCUAGCAGAAGGGAAAGCCACCGAGGAGGCCACCGAGGAGGCCAUCGAAGACGCAGAGAAGGAAGAUACGGCCUCCGAAGAAGAGGAUGAAGACGAAGAUCGCAAAACCGCUGCUAGAAAUCCUCUUCAACGAGGCGACUCUGAGGUCCCACCCUCUCAAUCUACCCUAGAACCAGAACCCGAGGUUGAGACCGAGUCAGAGGAGAGCGAAUCAAAGGAUGAGCCGGAGCAAGAAGCGACAGAAGACCAGCCAGAUGAAGAGGAAGCUCCAUCAAUGGCAGACCAAAAGACCGCGCCCGAACAAGCGGAGCAGCCAGAAUUGUCUGCCCGAGAGCGACGUACUCUGCGACAGGGCAAACCUCUUGAUCGUCCCGGUGAGGAAGAGCCAGUCGCACCACGCAUUGCCCCCACCCGGGGUAAGCGGGCGAAGGAAAAGCGUGCAGCUGCCAAGUACGCUCAUCAAGAUGACGAUGAACGCGAACUUGCCCUUCGGUUGGUAGGUGCCAACAAGGGAAAAGUCGCAAAGGCUGCCAAGGCAGCUGAAGCCAAGGAACAGCGCGAGCGCGAAGCCGAGGCACAAAGGCAACGACGCCGCGCCCAACAUGAGCGUGCAGCUGAAGCCGAACGCAAGCGCCAGGCUCAAUUUACGGAGAAUGGUACGGACGAUUACAACGAGGAGACCGCUGCGGCAGAAGCCGCAGAUCUCACUUGGAUUCCAGCCUUGGUCGGUACACCAACCGUGGAUGAUGAAAUCCUUGCGGCCAUUCCAGUUUGCGCCCCAUGGGCUGCACUUGGACGCUACAAAUACAAGGUCAAGUUGCAGCCGGGUUCCGUGAAGAAGGGCAAAGCCGUCAAGGAGAUUGUUGGUCGGUGGGUGUCCGAGACCACUACUGGAAAGGUCAAGAAAGAGUACGCCGAAGAUAUCGGGAUUCCCCGCGCUGAUGCGGAACGCCUCCGAGAACGGGAGGGAGACCUCAUUAAGGGCUGGAAGGAUACAGAGAUUAUCAACACCAUGGUUGUAGGCAAGGUGCGCAUCAUGACUGCGGGAGUUGGAGGCGGAGGCGAUAAGGGCAAGGGCAAAAGUGGCAAGGGUGGUGGUGGUGGAAAUGGCAAAGGAGGUGGUAAAGGCAAGAAGAAGUGA